UAGGCCUAACUAUUGGUAAUUAUAUUGGAUAUAUUAGCAAAUAAUAAUGAAAUGUGUACGGUAACCAAAUUUAAAUGUUAAAAAGGUCAAUUAGGCUUUAAAAGGCCUUUUGAACUUAAAAAUUUGGUUAUACACUUCAUUACUAAUGGUGUUGAAAGUUACUAUUUGUUUCAGAUGUCUUGUUAAAAAUCUUAUAGUGUUUUGAAAUUCAAUAACCUGUAAGUUUAGGCCUAGCUAAGUUUAUGUGGUAUUUAUUUCAUAUCCAUAGAGACAUGUUCUUAAACGUUUGGAAGGACCUUGCAAAGUUACAAUUUCUAGCCUGGUAGCCUACAGUAGUCGGGGCGUGGUCUCUUAUCAAGCAUUUUUUCUUACUGGAUUGGUUAAUAGUUUCCUCAAGAACAACUUGCCUUUUUUACUAUAUGUUCAGGAAUGCCUAGAGGUCUUGCGUUCACAAAAAUGACUGAGUUUUAUAAAUUGCAGCCCAUAAAACUAGGUUGUGAAGUUGGAGGAGUUGACUUGAAAACAGAGGAUCGUCCUGAAGUUAUAAAACAAAUAAAAAAAGAUGUCACCGAACACAGACUACUUGUUUUCAAAGACCAAGGUAAAAUCUAUGGUCAUCGGCAAGUGGAGAUCAGCAAGUGGUUUGGUGAACUGGAGUGUACGUUCUUCAAGCAUCGACGGUCUCCUCAUCCGGAAGUGUUUAGAGUGUCCAACGACCCAGCUGAAGGGUGUACUGGAGUUGGCCGAACCGGUUGGCAUAUAGAUGGAACAUUCCAGCCAGCCCCGUAUGCCUACUCCCUCUACUUCAUGGACAAAGUUCCCAAGAGUGGUCCUACAGUGUUUGCUCCGAUGACUGAGAUCAUUGAUAACCUCCCUCCCUGGAAGUUUGCGGAGUGGGACAGAAUUUACAUGGCCAGUGAUCGAAGAGGUGGAGUCGUCCAUCCAUUAAUCUAUACACAUCCAAGGACCAAGAAAAGGGUAAUGUGUUUUCACCUUGGGAUGAUGGAAGACUUCAUUUAUGACUAUGGAACGCCAAAAGAAAGAUUUGCAACACCAGAAGAAUUUCACCGGAUAAGGGAUGAAAUACAUCAUGAAUUUGUGAAGGAUGAUGGAAAAAUUCAAUACAGACAUGAGUGGCAAGAAGGAGACUUGAUCAUCUCAGACAACUGUGCUGUGGCCCACGAGGCUGCACCAGAGACCCAGUACCCUGUAGGCAAGGUUGGCCUGAGAGUUCUACAUCGCACCACAGUCCACAACCCCAUCCCUCCAACCAAGGAAUACCCUGAGAGCUCCAGCACUGUAGAGGAAUGUUGAGACACCAAUAGUGAUCAAACUUGUUAUCAUACAGUAUAAGCAAAUUUGUUGUUACAUUCUUUAUAUUUUUAUAUAAUGUUAAUAAUAUUGAUUCUAAACACUUA
Molecule: messenger RNA, 1418 nt
Organism: Macrosteles quadrilineatus (aster leafhopper)
Lineage: Eukaryota; Metazoa; Arthropoda; Insecta; Hemiptera; Cicadellidae
Product: alpha-ketoglutarate-dependent 2,4-dichlorophenoxyacetate dioxygenase-like
Exons: 5
Coding region: 430-1314 (294 amino acids)
Molecular function (GO): oxidoreductase activity
Source: RefSeq, a predicted model, not a curated record